UCCGGUCCGGCGGUAAGUGCAGCGAGAGGCCGAGGCCUCCUCUCUGGCAGCGGGUGGCAGAGGAGACAAGUCUGGGCCCGUGCAAAACCGGCCGGAUAGCAGAAGGAGCGGCUGUUGAUCUCCAGCACACGAAACCUAAUGAUGCAUUAAUUUGAAAAGAUUAUUUUGAUUUCAUCAAUAAGACAUUUGAAGUUGCCAUGGCUGGAAAAUCAACACUAUUGAAGGUUAUUCUACUUGGAGAUGGCGGAGUGGGGAAAAGUUCACUCAUGAAUAGAUACGUUACCAAUAAGUUUGACAUACACCUCUUCCAUACAAUAGGGGUUGAGUUUCUAAACAAAGAUUUGGAAGUAGAUGGACAUUAUGUGACAAUGCAGAUAUGGGACACUGCUGGCCAAGAGAGGUUUAGGAGCCUUCGGACACCAUUCUAUCGAGGCUCUGAUUGUUGCCUCCUUACUUUUAGUGUGGAUGAUUACCAAAGCUUCCAAAAUUUGAGUAAUUGGAAAAAGGAAUUUAUCUAUUAUGCAGAUGUGAAGGAUCCAGAGAGUUUUCCAUUUGUGGUUCUAGGUAAUAAAAUUGAUGUCAGUGAGCGGCAAGUUUCAGCAGAAGAGGCACAGGCUUGGUGCAAAGACAACGGCAAUCAUCCUUACUUUGAAACAAGUGCAAAAGAUGCCACCAAUGUUGCAGUGGCAUUUGAAGAGGCUGUUCGGCGAGUUCUUGCUACGGAGGAUAGAGCUGACAGUUUCAUGCAAACAGACACGGUGAAUUUAAACAGAGGAAAGAAGCAGAGCUCUUCCUGCUGCUGACUGUGAUGGGCUGGAUGCAAUGAGCUUUCCACUAUGUGCCAUUGAUUUACUGAUGUUGAUUGGGAUAGUGCAAAUCUACUGGGACUGUUUUGAGGAAACUGGUGUCCGUCAGCUGAAUGAAACUAUGUUCCAGUGAUUGGGAAAAGAUAUGGAUAUAUGUGCACAUAUACAAUGCCAAUGUUGUGGGUUAUCCCCUGAUAACUGACAUAUUCAUAGAUCAGAUGAUGGCAUUUGACAAAACGGUUUUAAGUUUAAGAUUGACCAAAUAAUGUUAAGUUCCACAUACAUUAAAAAGAAUAAGAAUUUGCUAUUGGUACAGUAGUUCUAACUAAAAUGAAAAAGCAAACCAUACUGUAGAUUGAGAUGUUGGUUGUAAACUCAAUUAAUUUUUUUUCCAUUUCUCUAACAACCCAUUCCACAGGUUUUGUGUUUUGGUGCUUCUGACCCCAAAUAUGCUGUAUUGCACUGUAAAUGACUUUUUUCCUUUAUUAAAAAAUAAUGAAAUAUUUACAGGUAUUGAAUAGAAACCUGUCUACUUUCAUUCCCUAAUUUUAACUGUAACUGAAAAGUCUAAGAAUGAACAUGUUGUUCUGCUAAACAGGGUACUUUAAUUGGUAUGAAAAUGUUUUCUACGUGGUGAGAUUGGAUUGUUGCAAAGUCACACAAUCACAAGGUACUGUUUCAUGUUUGGGGAAAAAGUUACUAGCUUGCUCAGUGGUUCUGACGGGACCAUUUACUUGUGUUGAUGCACAAUAAAUCAACAAAAACUGAGAUGAUAGAAAAUGUUGUAAAAUGCAGUGUAUUUUGAAUUGAUUUGUUAAGACCUGAAAUCUUCAAUUCUUUAUAAAUUAACUUGCCUUCAGUACCAUUCCACAAGGUGUCAUUGCAUUAUUUUAUUUCCCCUCAGGGUUAAAUGUAACCUAUAAAACAAGUUAUGGUUGUAAAUGCUAUUAUUUUGGGGAAUGUAAAAAUGUCACGUGUAUCAGAUUACAUAAAUGCUAUCUAUGAGAUUGUCUUAGUUUUAUUGAUUCCUGCACUAAAUUUAAGUUGCAUAUGCGUACCUUGCAUGGCAGAGUUCUUCUAAGUCUUGGGACAAGGAGCUUGCAACCACCGGCUAAUGGCUUAGUUCUAGACUUUAGAUUUUUUUGCUGCACUAUGCCCCAUUAUAUACAAAAUCAGGUUAGUUUUUUAUGCAUAACCACUAAAAAAUAUUUAUUUUUCUAUCACUUUUACCUGUGGAUUUUCCUUCCUUAGUCAUGAAUAAUAGUUCCAAAUGUGCUUUGAGACCUUGUUUUGGUACAACUGAGUGUGUUCAAUGCAUCCUCUUUUCUCUCUGUAUCUGACCACUGUAGCAUUAGUAGAGAUCAGUAAUUGCAUGUAGGGAUCAUUGAAGCAAUUAAUAUUUAAGACUCUGGUACAGUCAGAGGAUCUUCAAUUUGUAUUAUUCUCAGUGUGCCAUUUGUUAAGCACAAAGAGCGAAUUAUUACAGUGUGGCUGGACAAGGCUUCAUUUUGCAAAACAAUGGAUUCAGUUAGUGAAAGGCAGAGUAAAAUCUAAAAAUAAAACUGCUUUAUUCUUGAGCUUUGCUGCAAUAAACAUUUGUCUUAUUAGCUGAAUUAUCCAUUAACCACAUUAAAAUUUGUCCGUCUUGACUGAUGUAGUACUGCUGAAUUAUACAAUGAAGAGUAGUUGGAAGUAAAAGAAUCAUCUUGCUGUGAUAUUUUUAAAAAACCAAUGCUGAAAGUUUAGGCACUCUUAUGUGUUUAGUCUGCCACCAUGCUUUUUGAUCACUGCUUUUAUUCACUAUAUAAAAUUCUUUAAUUG
Molecule: messenger RNA, 2627 nt
Organism: Mobula hypostoma (lesser devil ray)
Lineage: Eukaryota; Metazoa; Chordata; Chondrichthyes; Myliobatiformes; Myliobatidae
Gene: rab9a
Product: RAB9A, member RAS oncogene family
Exons: 3
Coding region: 198-803 (201 amino acids)
Biological process (GO): retrograde transport, endosome to Golgi; Rab protein signal transduction
Cellular component (GO): phagocytic vesicle; lysosome; late endosome
Molecular function (GO): GTPase activity; GTP binding
Source: RefSeq, a predicted model, not a curated record